AUGUCAAAUGAUGAUAAUUUUCUGAUAGAAAGUGAUGAUGAUGACCAUGAAGAUGAUGACAAUGAUCUAAUUUAAUAAUAAUCUCCUUUAGUCAGAACAUCUUUUACUAAUCCAUUAUAAUUUAAAAUUAAUUAGCAUUUCAAAGGUGAAAUUAAUGAUGAUGAUGAACAAUAAGUUAUUUUAACUAGAUCAUAAAACUAUUGUGGAGAUGCUAGUGCACAUAGUUAAAAUAGUGAAGAUCUCAAAGGAAUUACUCAUACAAAUAAUUCAUCAGAUGAUGAAUAAGAACCCACCAGAGUCACAUAAACCUUCAAUAACCCCUUACAUAAAAUCAAAGAAGAAGUAGAUGAAAGCUAUGAAAUUAAUAUUAAUAAUUCAGAUGAAGAAAUUAUUGUAAAUGAGUUUGCAAAAGCUCAUGAUUUAGUCAUUAAAAAUUGCUCAAUCAAAAUGGUAUGCAAAUAUUAUUUUAUUAUUAGAUAUACAUCUUUAUUAAUAUAUAAUUCAUUCACGCCAAAAGAUUAGCCUUUUAAAUACUUUAAACCAAAUUAAUCUAAGAAAAAUAACACAAAAUAUUACAAAAAAAAUAAAUUGCCUCUCAUUUAACCAAGUGGAUAUUCAUUCAUCGAGAAAAAAAAAUCAAAGCCAAUUAUUUGAAAAAAUGGAAAUUGUAAAAUGCCAAAAAGAAACUUUACGAUGAAGCAAAAAAGAGAAAUAUUGAUAAGACUAAAGAUAUAAGACAGGCAUAAGGAAAUACAAGUAUCACUAAUGAUACAACACUUUCAAAUAAAGCCUAACUUUAAACUAUAUAAUAACCUGGAGCUAUUAACAGUACUAAAUUAACCACAUAAACAUAACCAACUUCUGUAAAUUAAUAAUCAUAAUUUUAGUCAUAAUAAUAACCCCCACCACCUCCACCUCCUCCAUUACCUAAUAGUACUUAAAAUGUGACAGCAGCUCCACCACCACCACCACCUCCUCCCCCUCCAUUACCUAAUUCAUAAGCUCCUCCUCCUCCUCCGCCUCCACCACCACCACCAAUGCCAGGUUAAUAGAAUCCUCCUCCUCCACCGCCUCCUCCUUUACCAGGAUAAUAAGCUCCUCCUCCACCUCCUCCAUUACCAGGAUAAUAAGGUCCUCCUCCACCUCCUCCAUUACCAGGAGGUGCCAGACCACCCCCACCACCUCCUCCUCCUUUAGGAAAUGGCCCUCCUCCUCCACCUCCAAUUCCAGGUUCUAAAAUUCCAGGUCCACCACCUCCUCCAGGUGCACCUAGACCACCUGGUCCACCUCCUCCUCCUGGAUAAGCUAGUGUAGGACAAGUAAAAUAUUUAUAAUAUAAGGGGACCUGGAAUAACAGUCAGAACACCAAAAAAGGAUAUGGCUCCAAAAAGAGUUCAUGUGAAUGUGUUAUCUAAAUUCAAGUUGAAAACAACAUUUUGGUCAUAAUAGAUAGAUCCACAAGGAACAAAAGUAAAAAUUAUAAUAACAUAGAUUCCAUUAUUGGAUUUUGAUUUAUUAGAAUCAAAAUUUUGUGAGAAGAUAGAUCCAAAUGCUAAUAAGAAAGAAACAAAAGCUCUACCAAAACCAACAUUAAUUUAUAUAGAAGAAUAAAAAAAAGUAAAUAACACAGCAAUAGUAAUGAUGAAAUUUCCAGUGAAGCCAAAUGUAAUAAUAGAAUGGUUGAAUGUACUUUCAGAUAAAUUAGAUAUGGAAUUGAUUGAGAAGUUGAUUUCAAUAGCACCUUUAGAUGAGGAUGCAAAAUUAUUAAGAGAAUUUGAAGGAGAUUGGACAAAGGUGAAUGAUGCUGAAAAGUUUUUAGCAGAAUUCAUAAAGAUCUAUAGAUAUAGAUAGAGAUUGGAUAGUUUAUUAUUUAAAAGAACAUUUGAUUAAGAAUUUAAUGAUACAUUUAAAAAGAUUGGUUAUUUAUAAGAACCAAUACUUCUGGUGAAAACAGACCCUCGUUUAAAAAUCUUUUUACAGUUAACACUAAAUAUAGCUAAUUUUUUAAAUCAUGGUACUCCAAAGGCAAAUGCUUGUGGGAUAGGAUUGGAUAGUUUGAAUGUAGUUGAUUCUAUUAAGGCUGUUGAUAAGAAAACAAAUUUAUUAACAUAUUUGACAAAGAUAGUGAAAUAAUAAGAAAUAAAAUUAAAAGUAUUUUUUGAUGAUGUACUAUUAUUGGAGGAUGCAUAAAAAGUAGAAUUAGCAGAUAUUGAAAAUAAAAUGAAUGAAUAUUUAAAAGGGUAUAAUUAUUAAUAAUAUUAAGAUUAAAGAAAAUUAAUGAUGAAAUAGUUGCUCUAUAAAAAGCAAUAGAUACUAAUAUAUUGACAGAGGAAUAGAAAGUUGCAUCAUAAAAAUUCAUGGAGAUAUUUUAAGAAUUUUUAAAGGAAGGAGAUUGGAAAAUGUAAGCAUAUUAAAAGAAAUUUGAAUAAAUAAAAUUAGAAAUAAAGUAAGUAGGUUAAAUGUAUGGAGAGAAUGAUAAUUACAAUAUUAAAGAUUUUUUAGGAUAAUUAUUUACAUUUGCAAAUAAAUUUAGAGCUGCAUACAUGUAUUAUUAUUACUAUUCAAAAGUAAAAUGGAAGUAGAUGAGGCAUUAGAAAAUAAACCAAAACCUUAAUAAUAAGAUACAAAAAAUAGAUCUAAAACUUUAGUUUAAUCUACUCCUGAAACUUAAGGGAAUAAAAACUAAUUAGAUUCUAAAGUAAAUUAUUUUAAAGCAACAACACCUAGUAGUGGAAUGAGAAUGAGUACAUCUGCAAAAAUGAAUGCAAAGAAUGGUAUGAAUAAUUAAUAUUUAAUAUUAGUAAUGAGUGCUGUAGCAAAGUAAAGGGAAAGUAAAAUGCAUGAGAACAUUUCAAUAGUCUAAAAAUAAUAAUAAUAAUAAAUUAUACAAUAGGCUCCAGCCAAUAUUAUUUAAAAUGCUAGAACUGGUGUUAUUUCUUUUAAGUAAUGAUAAAUAUAUAUUUUUAACGAUUAUAAUUUUUAAU
Molecule: messenger RNA, 2984 nt
Organism: Paramecium primaurelia
Lineage: Eukaryota; Ciliophora; Oligohymenophorea; Peniculida; Parameciidae
Source: the annotation of a GenBank genome assembly